Penicillium longicatenatum is the source of this 1437-nucleotide messenger RNA. It is a transcript of the gene rtt106, whose product is annotated as putative negative regulator of DNA transposition (Rtt106). Gene Ontology annotation, molecular function: histone binding; nucleosome binding. The coding region runs from base 1 to 1437 and encodes 478 amino acids. The transcript has 4 exons. Lineage: Eukaryota; Fungi; Ascomycota; Eurotiomycetes; Eurotiales; Aspergillaceae. The record is from RefSeq and is a predicted model, not a curated record.
AUGGCGUUUGCAGCAGUCAAUUCGGCCGGGGCUCCGAUCACCGAGAUCGAGGAGGCUUUUGCGACCGAACCCUCUCUAAAGCAAAGAGUCUACGAUGCGAUCGACCACAACCCUGUCGCCCACCCACUGACCGUCAUCGAUCUCGAUCAUUUAGGCUCUACACCUUACCACGAACCUUUAUUUAAGGACCUCGCGCGAUACACCUCUUCCCUGCUGGCCAGGGCUGCCAAUACUACAUCCCUCCCGUUCGUUCCGCCGCCCAGCAAUGGCCCUGCCGCGAAGAAGCGCAAAAUAGAGAAUGGACAGCCGCCAGUGACUGUACAAUCAUCUGCAGACUUGAAAGACCCCAGCGCACCAGUUCAAUUCUAUGUUCAGGAUGUGUCGUUCGCUAUACCUCAACGCAAGAAGCUCAUGCUCGAGAUAACCGCGAGUGGCGGCCUUCGUGCAAGGAACCAGGCUACGAAACAGAUUGAAUUUGGUGUCCCCAUGGACCGAAUCCGUCAUGCCUUGUGCCUCCCUGUGCCAGAGAAGACUCAAAAACAGUUCAACUUUUGUAUCAUUCCUGAGUACGCCGAUGGAAUCACACCACCACCCGAGGGCGUGCCUGGCUUAGAUUGUAUGGUUUUCACAGUGGCUGAUGGCCCAGCCAAGGCUGCGUUUACUGGAUUGGGACAGCAGAUCGGUCACAACGAGGGCGAGACUGCGGAAGCUCUGAUCCGGAAGCUGCUGAAUGAUACCAUGCCAAACACGAAUGUCGUGCGGCCCGAUGAGAGACAGUUUGUGAGCGCUAUGCCCGAGGCCCACCGCAAGGGUGAGAAGGCCUAUCAUGUCAAAGCCUUCCGGGGCAGUAAAGAAGGUUACCUUUUUUUCCUGUCAACCGGAAUUCUGUUUGCUUUCAAGAAGCCCCUUUUGUUCUUCUCCUUUGACACCAUCGAAUCCGUUUCAUAUACAUCUGUUCUUCAACGGACAUUCAACCUCAACUUUUUAGCCCGUCCGCGCAACGGCUCUGAAGAAGAUCAGAUGGAAAUCGAAUUCCAGAUGAUUGACCAGGCUGACUUUAGUGGGAUCGAUACCUACAUCAAACGACAUGGUCUACAAGACGCAAGUUUAGCUGAGGCCCGGCGUGCGAAGGUAUAUAAUGUUAAUACUGGCAAGAACCAGGAUGGAGCUGCCGAGGCUGGCGGUGAAGAAGAGGAAAGCGAGCUUCAAAAAGCCCAACGAGAGCUUGAAGACGAGGAGGAAGAGGACGAGGAAGAUUAUGACCCGGGAACUGAUGGUGACAGUGAAGGAAGUGGCUCCAGCGAUGAUGAUGAUGAUGAUGACAGCGAUGAUGACGAUGAGGAUGAGGAAGACGCGGAGGAAGAGGAAGAUGCCGCCGAUCAAGAUGGAGAUGGCGAUGAGGAUCUCAUUAACCAGAAACUUGGCAAUGAGGCCUAA